This is a messenger RNA of Pseudophryne corroboree (corroboree frog), 7683 nucleotides long. It is a transcript of the gene BCL11B, whose product is annotated as BCL11 transcription factor B. Gene Ontology annotation, biological process: positive regulation of transcription by RNA polymerase II. Bases 729 to 3152 code for a protein of 807 amino acids. The transcript has 3 exons. The record is from RefSeq and is a predicted model, not a curated record. Gene Ontology annotation, cellular component: nucleus. Gene Ontology annotation, molecular function: DNA-binding transcription factor activity; RNA polymerase II cis-regulatory region sequence-specific DNA binding. Lineage: Eukaryota; Metazoa; Chordata; Amphibia; Anura; Myobatrachidae.
CAGAUUAAACGUCACGUCCGUACUUGAACUUGAAUUUUAUCCCAUUGUACAGAGGCAGACCCAGCCAUAGAGAGACAGAGAGCUCCCAGAGAACCAGGACUCCGCCAUCUUCACCAUUAAAUAGUCCUCUCCCCCCACCCCCUCUCCAGUGCCAGCCAAGUGGAGCAGUGCAAAGUGCUGGGCAGUGAAUUGCAGGGCAGUGCCAGGCUGACUGCAAGCAGGACCCACUCUCUCUCUCUCUCUCUCUCUCUCUCUCUGUCAGCCCCCCACAACCAGCAGGGCAGCUCCCCCCCUCUCUCUUCUGCAUUAUUCUUCUUUUUUUGGGGGGGCAUUCUUUUUUUUUUGGGCAAUCAUUUUUUUUAUUGCAUUUUUUUUUUUUUUUGCAUUGAUGGGAGAAGUGCCACUGCCGGGCACCGUGGACAUAACUGGAGUGGGCACAGUUGCCAGCCCCUAACUUAAGAAGAGACCCAGGUGGAGAAAGUGCUUUCCUUGGGGCUGAGCUGUGGGCACCGAGAUCUCUUUUUUUUUAUAUUGAAUUUUUUUUUAUUAUUAUUAUUUUUUUUUAUUAUUAUUUUUUUUUGCGUGUGUGUUAUUUGCAUUGAAGAAGAAAAAGCAGGAGGAGGAAGAAGAAGAAGAAGAGAAAGGAGAGAAGAGGACGAGGAGGAGGAGGAAGGAGCCCCGGUAGUCUCUGCAGAUCUCCGGGCGAUGCCACUGUAAAUGCCAAGGCAAUGUCCCGUCGCAAGCAAGGGAACCCACAGCACUUGUUACAGAGGGAGAUUAUCGCACCUGAGCAACACCAUGUUGAAACGGUGAUCACAGAUGACGACGACGGUCUCCACAUCCCAGAAACGGGGACCAUCAGCCUGUCCGGCGGCGGGACUGAGCCAGACUUGUUAACAUGUGGACAGUGUCAAAUGAAUUUCCCCCUGGGAGACAUCUUGGUUUUUAUAGAGCACAAGAGAAAACAGUGUGGGGGUCCGAGCGGAGGUUGCUAUGAAAAAAGCCUGGAUAAAAAUAGCCCCCAACCCCCAUCUCGCUCCGAGCUCAGGAAAGUGGCAGAGCCGGUGGAAAUCGGUAUCCAGGUCACGCCGGACGAGGAUGACCGUCUUCUCACGCCUACGAAAGGAAUUUGUCCGAAGCAGGAGAACAUUGCAGGUAAAGAUGAGCCUUCAAGCUAUAUUUGCACAACAUGUAAGCAGCCUUUUAACAGCGCCUGGUUCCUGCUUCAGCAUGCUCAGAACACACACGGAUUUCGCAUCUACUUGGAGACCAGCCCAACUAGCAGUUCCCUUACGCCCCGAAUUACUAUCCCCCCGCCUCUGGGUCCGGAGUCUGUUGCACCGUCCCCCCUGAUGAACUUCCUCGGAGACAGCAAUCCCUUUAACCUUUUACGAAUGACUGGACCCAUUCUGCGUGAUCAUCCAGGCUUCGCCGAGGCUAGGCUGCCAAACACCCCACCGCUCUUCAGCCCGCCCCCUCGCCAUCACCUGGACCCGCACCGCCUUAGUGCCGAAGAAAUGGGGUUAGUUGCCCAGCAUCCCAGUGCCUUUGACAGAGUUAUGCGUCUAAAUCCAAUGGCAAUUGAAUCUCCAGCAAUGGAUUUUUCCCGAAGGCUAAGAGAACUGGCAGGAAAUAAUUCCACUCCUCCUCCGGUAUCUCCAAAUCGCGGUAAUCCUAUGCAUCGCCUACUAAAUCCCUUUCAGCCGAGCCCUAAAUCCCCUUUUAUGAGUACUCCACCGUUACCGCCAAUGCCCCCAGCCAGUACCACACCACCACAAACCCAGGCUAAAAGCAAGUCCUGCGAGUUCUGCGGCAAGACAUUCAAGUUCCAGAGCAAUCUUAUAGUUCACCGCCGCAGCCACACGGGGGAGAAACCGUAUAAAUGUCAACUGUGCGAUCACGCAUGCUCGCAGGCAAGCAAGUUGAAACGCCACAUGAAAACUCAUAUGCACAAAGCCGGUUCAAUGACUGGCAGGUCUGACGACGGACUGUCAGCUACAAGUUCGCCAGAGCCGGGCACUAGCGAACUUACGGGAGAAGGAGGGAAAUCCAAUGAAACAGAUUUUAGGAAUGAAAGCGACCCUUCCUUAGGCCAUGACAAUGAAGAAGAAGAGGAAGAGGAAGAAGAAGAGGAGGAGGAACUGGAGAAUGAAAGUAGACCAGAGUCAAGCUUUAGUAUGGACUCAGAAAUAAGCCGCAAUCGAGAAAAUGGCGCUAAGGCUAUCCAUGACGAAAAGUCCCUCGUCCUUGGUAAAGUGAUGGAGAAUGUGAACAUGGGGAACAUGCAUCAGUACAAUGACAUGCUCAAUGACAAACAGAAGAGAAGUCACUUUAUGAAACGGUCUGAUCCAAGAGACUUAUGUCGGAGAAUUCCCGGUGAUGAAGAUGGGGUUGAAAGAGAAAUCAUCCGAAACGAAGAGGGGACAAUCAACGGAAGAAAUUUUGGCUCAGGUGAUCCCUUCCCAGGCCUGUUUCCUCGAAAACCAAUGCCCAUCUCCGGCUCUGGCCUAAACAACUCAUCGAAAAGGAUAAAAAUUGAGAAGGACUUAGAUUUACCACCAGCGACGAUAAUCCCUACAGAAAACGUUUACUCACAGUGGCUGGUUGGAUAUGCAGCAUCUCGGCACUUCAUGAAGGAUCCAUUCCUAGGAUUCUCAGACUCCCGACAAUCCCCCUUUGCAACGUCUUCUGAACACUCUUCAGAAAACGGAAGCCUGCGUUUCUCCACUCCACCAGGUGACAUGCUGGACGGGGGUCUCUCAGGGCGGAGUGGGACAGCCAGUGGGGGCAGUACACCUCACAUCAGCGGACCAGGCCCUGGUCGACCCAGCUCAAAAGAAGGGAGGAGGAGUGAUACAUGCGAGUUCUGUGGCAAAGUAUUUAAGAACUGCAGCAACCUCACUGUCCACCGUCGGAGCCACACUGGGGAGCGGCCUUACAAAUGCGAGCUCUGCAACUACGCAUGCGCACAAAGCAGCAAGCUGACGCGCCACAUGAAAACACAUGGCCAGAUAGGUAAGGAGGUGUACCGCUGUGACAUUUGCCAGAUGCCCUUCAGUGUUUACAGCACCCUGGAAAAACACAUGAAAAAGUGGCACGGAGAACACUUGCUGACAAAUGACGUGAAAAUUGAGCAGGCAGAAAGAAGCUAAGGCCCCUAUAUGGGUUAAAUCAAUUUAAUUUGUACAGAUUUAACUAUUGCCAACUGAGAAAAGCUGACCUAACCUGCCUUCUUAAGCAUAACUUAGCGUAAACAUGUUACGUGUCGCAAAGUGGCACUUAAAAUAUAACCUGUGUCUGCAGUUCUUUUAAACCUGAGGGUUGAAUAAGGCAGUAAAAAAAUUGUGGAGCCUUUUAACUGUGCAAUAAUUUCUGUAUUUAUUUGGGUUUUAUUUGUCAUUUUGGCAUGUGCAGGUACUUUUUUUUAUUUUAGCUGUUUUAAUUUUUUUCCAUUUUUUUUAAAAUUAUUAUUACUGUUUAUUUUUUUUAUUUUUUUUUAUGCGCAUCCUUGUUAAAAACCCUUUUGUGCUGCAGGGACCAGCAACUACCCCACCCAUCCCGUUAGUAGCCCCUUUUGUCGUAGUAGUGGAGAAUUGUAUCUUAAAUUAUCAUUUUGGGCUGCUACAUUUUUGGAAUUUAAGCUAAACCUAUGUAAUUUCUUGCAAAGAAGCCAUCAGCUAUUUUAUUUCAGUUGUUACUGGUUUCCCAUUUAUCUUGCCAUUUCUUAAUAGAUGGGGUCAGAGAUAUUUACACAGCGGAUUACAAUCUUUAAAAUCUUAGCACUUAAUUAUAUUGCAUAGUAGGGUCUCACGAGCAACAGAUAAAAUGCAAGCUAAAAUUUGAGUACCUUUAUACUUGAGAAUCUUGAGUGUGUACAUAUAAAAGUAAGGAAAGUAGCAUUAAACAAGAUCCCCCCCCUUUAUUUUCCAUUCAAUCCUUAACUUCCCAUAUACAGCAGGAGUACAGUGAGAGAGGCGUGCUUUUGUGUCAUGCUCCCCAGUCUGAUUGCAAUCUGCUAUAUAUAUAUAUAUGUAUUAAAAUAUAUAUAUAUACAUAAUAUUUUUUGCUGCUUAAGUGUCCUGCAACACCCGGCUCUAAGAGCAUUAGGUCACUCCAGCGAGCAAAUGACAAAAAAAUAAUAAUAAUAAUUUUUUAAAUUACAAAAUGAAAAAAAGCACUGUUAACCCUUUAAACACUGAAUACACCUGCAGUGUUUUGCAGUUCUCUCAGUGCUAAAAGGCUGAAGGGUCAUCUCUGCCGUUCAAUCUAUAACAUUAUGUCAUUGUCAUUGGUUGCUGAUUGCAUAUAUUGUGGACUAUGAAUUGAAAAUGUUAUUUAUUUUUAAAUAAUGAAAGUUCCAAUAAUGACACCUGCUUUUAAGAUCCUUCUUCCAUUUUUGUUUUCUUUUCUUUUUUCUUGGCGUGCACCAGGAGGACAGCAGAGAUCAAAAGGUUACCCAUUUUAAUUUUGUUGACCGCACUUUAAAACUUGAGUUUCUGUUUUUCCAUGGCUUCUGAACAAGAAAUUACAGCCUAUUCUCCUACGCAACCCGAUGGUGGGUUGAAACUCUAUAAGGGAACACCUGAGAUUAAGUGCCAGUGUUGCUAAGCAUGGCAUUCACAAUGCUGGCACUAUAAAAAGAUAUAUAUAUAUAAUUUAUUGGACGGUUUGUCUACUGCCAUUCGAUUUUUUUGUGAGUGCCUUGAAAACUGAUCUUCCUAUGUGAGUCUCUUGAGACAAAAAUGCAAAACAGUUUUUGUGAAACAAAAAAAAAGGACUUUAAAAAAAAAUAGUAAUACAAGAAAAGUACAUUUCUUUUACAAAAACAAACAAAAGCCACAUUUUACUUAUAAAAAAAAAAUUCUGGUUGACGAUAGUGGACACAAUAAUGCCAUAAGACCCAAUCUAACGAAGAUGUUUACUCAGCACAAGUUUGAACCUUCUCUAGCUGAUUUAUUGUCAGCCUUGUUUCUUUUCAGGACAACGCUGCUUAGAAAACGGAAUGAAAAUUAUUUACUGCUGAAUUGAAAAUGAAAUGACACAACUUACCAGUUAUCGUUGAAUGGGGAAAAAACAAUUCAGGAACAACGGCUAUUUUUUUUUUUAAUUAUUAUUAUUUCAACGUUAAAUUUAGUGCACUCUGUCUUAAAAUACGUUUACAGUAUUCAAUACGUACAAGGGUAAAAAAAAAGAAAAGAAAAAGAAAAUAAAUAACUGUGUGUAUGUGUGUUUGGACGAUCAUUUCUUUUUCAAAGUUUGCUUAAUAGGUUAUAAAAUGCCAUAAUGGACAUAUGUAUAUUGUUUAUUUUAUUUUUAUUUUAUUUUUUAUUUUAUUUUUUGGUGACGGGGUUUUAGUAUAUAUUAUAUAUAUUAAAAUUUCUUGAUUACUGUAAAAGUGGACCAGUAUUUGUAAUAAUGGAGAAUGCCUGGGCAUUUUACAAAACCAGAAAAAAAAAAUCCUUGAAAAAUGUUGCAGUAAAAAAAAAACUUAAAUGGUGGGUCUAUAACAUUGUUCUUGUCACUGUAAUUGUAAAGUCUGAGUUUUAGUACUUAUUUUCCUGCCUUGGGUGUUAUUUUUUUUUAUUUCAAACUGUAUAGAAACUUGUAUUUGGGGAUUAAAAGGUGAUUGCUACACCAGUAGAAAAAGUGAGUAGAAAAAAAGUGCUUAAUAUUGUUAUUGCUUUGCAGAAAAAAAAAAUACGUUUCUGAACUGUGCUUAAUUUUCUUCCCUCUCCCUCCCGCCCCUUCCCCCUUCUGGAAUGGUUAUUGAUAUUGAUUGGUUCACAUGAUGUAGGCACUUGCUGUAUUUUUACCGGAGCUUGUAAUUUUUUAACUGUACGCUUGUCCUUUUAAAAGGAUUAAAUGUACCUUUUUGUUAGUGAAUUUGAAAAAAAAUAAAAUAAAAAAAUAAACAGACUGCCAUAAUAUAUUUUUUUUUAAUUUGGCAGGAUAAAAUAUAAAAAAAAGGGAGAGAAAAAAAAAAAGAAAUUUGUAAUUUAAGUCCUUACUGUACAUAAAAUAAUAAAAAAAGAAGUUGUUUGUCAACUUCUGGGUAAUUCAAACAAAACAGCUUCAAUAUUUUGUUCACCGGUAAUUUUAGUUGUACAUUCUUUUUUUCCCAUGAUCAGCCUACAAAGUAAGUACUGUUCCUACAGGGAUGUAACAAACUCUACGGUGCCUGGACCUUGUAUCAAGGCCGCAGCAGGUAUUAACUAAUUGGUACUUAAUACCCAUGUAAAAUAAUAUCAAAGUUUUUGUAUAAAGACAGGAACAUUCCACAUACCUGUAAGGAUUCCAGGAAAGCCUCUUAUAGAGCGUUAUUCUCAAACCUUCCACCUUAUCCUUUUUCCCUAUAUGUUGUACUGAAAUAACACAAACUGGUUAAAUGAUAAUGCAGAAUCAAUUGUAUAAAUAUGUUUUAUGGUCCAGGCACAGCCAUCCCCUGUCAGAACAGGACCUAAUAUGAACCCCGGUCUUGCCAGCCCAUUAGUGUCUGCUUUGCUCGUCACUCCUUUUGUACAUUCCAUAAAACUCCUGAAUGUUUGAUGGGCUGAGAUGAAAUUCUGCUCCUUUCCCAUAAUACCGUAAUUCUGGGAACAUUAAAUUGCAACCUAGAUUCCAAAAUGUCCUCCUCGCAGACGCAGAUAAAAAGAAAUAUAAAAAAAUCAUGCCACAAAACAUUUAACAUCCUGGGAAGCAGUGCCUGAUGAAAAGCCCAUGGGGUUCUGGGUAAGAUACUACUUUGGGCCCCCGUGCCUCCUGCUGUUUGUCCAAGAUAAAAAAAAACAGGUAGCAAUGCUGGUCCCACUGGCCCUAGGCAGGAGCCUAGGUUGCGGAUUAAAUGAUCAAGCUCUACUAGAUACAUAAAUCAAGUCAUUAAGCUCUAAAGUAACGUUCUAUAUAAUGUAUAAACUUCACCAGCAAUUGCAUAGCCCCUUUAUGGCCAGCGUGUGUGCAUCACACUGUACACCUCAAUAGUAGAGUGUUCCUUUAGGUCAAAUACAUACAACAAGCACAAUUAUAACUUUUUGGGAUUACAAUUAAAUAAAUGACCCCAACCGCCAUGACCCCUGAGACCAAAACACAAGCACAAUCUGCAAGCUCCCGUUCCGUAGCGCUCUCCCUCUGUCUGAUUUUUUUAUUUCCUUUUUUUACGGUCAUCAGCAUUUCAUCCCAGCCCACGGUAAAAGACAGUCCGCCAUUUUGUGUAUUGCAGGCAGCCUCAUCAUAUUGGUGCUCUUUGUAUUUUCAGAACUGCAAAGCAAAAUUAAAUGUCAAUUAAGUUGUUUGCAUUUGUACGGCAAGGCAAAAUAUUUUUAUUACCUUUUUCUAUUAUUGUAUGAGCUUUUGUUGUUUUUGGAGGUUUUGUCUUUUACUACAAGUUUGAAACUAUUUAUUAUUGCUUGGUAUUUGCGCUCUGUUUGAAAAACGAGCACUUUUUUUUUUUUAUUAUUAUGGAUAAAAUGUUGGGAGGGCUAGAGGUCUUUCCAACAUGGCUAGGUAAAAUAUUUAUUGUUUCUUUAAUCUAUCUGUACAAGAGAAUAUGGUCUUUCUUUACCGUACUGUCUCAUUGUUGAGUUCAGCAUGUGUCUGCCAUUCCAUUUGUACGCUCGUUAAAACAAAGCUUGUUUCAGUUUUCAAGUUAUAAAAAAAGAAAAAUAAAUUGGACAUUAAACUUGAUAA